UUCCCUCAGUCAAUUGUGCUCAUUUCCAGCCGCAACACUUGGCUGCCUGGAACCCAGUGGUGCCAGUUUGAGUUCCACUGGGAGGCAUGAGGCUGGGGCUGGCCAUCCUGUUACACCUCACGCUGAUAAGACCCCAGAAUACACAGCACGACUGUGAUGCCGGGUCCUGCUACCCAGCUGUUGGGAACCUCCUCUGGGGUCGCAGCAAGCAACUGACAGCCUCGUCAACCUGUGGGAUGAACAGCCCUCAGAAGUACUGUAUUGUGGGCUACCUAGAGGCUGAACAGAAGUGCUUUCUCUGUGAUUCCAGAUACCCAUAUAAUCCCUAUACCCAGCACAACAGUCACAUGAUUGAAAAUGUUAUCACAACAUUUGAGCCUGAUAGGAAAAAGAAGUGGUGGCAGUCAGAAAAUGGCAUUGACCAUGUCAGCAUUAGACUGGACCUAGAAAUAUUCCAGUUCAGCCAUCUUAUCCUGACCUUUAAGACAUUUCGGCCUGCAGCAAUGCUAGUUGAGCGCUCUACCGAUUUUGGUCAGUCCUGGAAAGUGUUUAGAUAUUUUGCACAUGAUUGUGCAGCUUCUUUUCCCAACAUCUCUUCCGGUCCAGCAAAAAGUGUGGGAGACGUCAUUUGUGAUUCAAGAUAUUCAGACAUCGAGCCCUCAACUGAAGGCGAGGUUGUUUUAAAAGCUUUGGAUCCCAGCUUUGACAUAGAAAAUCCAUAUGUGCCCUAUAUCCAAGAGCUCAUUACGUUGACAAACCUGAGGAUCAAUUUUACUAAACUCCACACCCUUGGGGAUGCUCUGCUUGGAAGAAGGCACAGUGAUCCCCUUGAGAAGUACUACUAUGCCAUCUAUGAGAUGGUUGUGCAGGGCAGCUGCUUUUGCAAUGGCCAUGCCAGCCAGUGUGAUUCCAUGCAGAAUCUGCGGGGAGAUGUUUUCCAUCAAUCGGGAUGGUGCGUCCAAGGGAGAUGUAUCUGCCACCAUAACACUGAAGGUUUGUCUUGUGAAAGAUGUAAAGAUUUCUACAAUGAUGCUCCCUGGAGACCAGCUGAAAGGACAGAAGAUAAUGCUUGCAAACGUUGUAACUGCAACGGCCACUCCAGCAGAUGCCACUUUGACAUGGCCGUGUACCAGGCCAGUGGCGGGGUCAGCGGUGGGGUUUGUGAGGACUGCCAGGACAACACCACCGGGCAACACUGUGACCAGUGCAAAGGUUUCUUUUACCAGGAUCCACUCAAAGUCAUUUCAGACCCUCAGGCGUGCCUCCCAUGUGACUGUGACCCAGAAGGUACAUUGCACAACGGCGCCUGCGAGAGUCACACAGAUCCCACUCUGGGAACGGUGGCGGGCCGGUGCCCUUGCAAGGAGAAUGUAGAGGGUGUUCGCUGCGACAAGUGCAGGGCAAACUACUAUGGGCUGAGUGGCAGUGACCCCCUGGGCUGCCAGCCCUGCAACUGUGAUCCCUCUGGCAGUUUGCCCUUCUCCAUCUGUGAUCCUGCCACAGGAGAGUGCCUGUGCCAGCGGUUCACCACAGGGCAACGCUGUGAAAAAUGCCUCGUAGGAUACUGGGGUCUUGGCAACAGCUUGAAUGGCUGUUCUCCAUGUGACUGUGAUAUUGGUGGAUCCCAGAAUAACUUGUGCUCGCCAAAGGAUGGUCAGUGCAAGUGUCUUCCCAACAUCGUGAGCCGCCAGUGCAAUGAGCCAGCUCCAGGCUAUUUUUUCUUACCCCUGGAUUAUUACAUUUAUGAAGCUGAGCAUGCAAAGCCCCUUUCUCGCUCUGCACCCUUGGUUCAGCCAAGCCCUCUUCCAAGGUGUGACAUCUACUUGCAGAAGCAAGGCUAUGAGUUCAUUAUUGAAAAUGGAAAGAUUGUGUUAAACAGGAACAAGAAACGAACUGUAAGAAAAUCUGGACUGGAACAGGGUGUGAUGCAGUUUGGACAGGACUCUGUUUCAGCGGUGGUUUUCAGGCAGCCCAGCGCUGGUCGAUCUGUGACGUGGACAGGACCUGGCUUUGCCCGUGUUCCCAGUGGAGCUGGGCUGAGAUUUGCCAUCAACAAUGUUCCCUUUGCUAUGGACUUUGAUAUCACAAUUCGUUAUGAGCCUGAGGUAUGUGAGGAGGCAGCUAAUGAAGAAUAUUUCCAGAAUAACACUGUGCUAAGAAAGGAAACAACUCCAAUGACUUUAACAGAGCUCUUUUCAUUUGAACCAGCUGAGUCCUUGGAAGAUUGGCUAGCAAGUGUUGCCAUCCAGCCUACUGGUACCCUGUCAGGUCAACGCUGCAAAAACAAGAUCCUUUCACAGGAGCCACAUGUGUUGCCUCUCCCAGCUACAAAGAGGAUUGCAAUUCUGCAAACUCCAGUCUGUCUGGAGCCGGGAAGAGAAUAUUCUGUGGAUGUGUAUUUUUCUCAGGCCUCUGCCUCUGACACAAGGGCAAAAUCAUACAUCUUGAUUGACUCACUUGGACUUAUUCCCAGAAUCAGCUCCGUGGAGAACUUAUGCAGUGAAAAGGAUUUAGAUGAGUACCAGAAGUAUCACUGCAUUGAAAUUGCAUCCGAAGUUGGACCUCACGUCCUGCCUGAAGCGUGUGCACGGCUCAUAGUGAGCAUGUCAGCCCGGAUUCACAACGGCGCCGUCGCAUGUAAGUGCAAUCCCCAGGGGUCGCUGAAUGCCAACUGCAGUAAACUGGGGGGCCGGUGUCAGUGCAAAGCCAAUGUCGUGGGACGCUGCUGUGACACCUGCUCUGCGGGCAGCUAUGGCUUCGGCUUCCAUGGCUGCUAUGCGUGCGAGUGCCACCCACAAGGCUCCCUGAGCACGCUGUGUGACCAGGUGACGGGGCAGUGCUCCUGCCGCCGGGAGGUGGAUGGCCAGCGCUGCAGCCGAUGUCUGGCUGGGUACUUCGGAUUUCCCCACUGCCGUCCUUGCCCUUGCAAUGGCAAUGCGGAGCUUUGCGACCCUCUGACCGGAGUGUGCCUGGACUGCCGUGGGUUUACGGCUGGGAGCCACUGUGAGAGGUGCAUGGAUGGCUAUUAUGGAAACCCUCUGGAAGGAGAACCCUGCCACCCAUGCAUGUGCCCAGGGGUACCUACAAGCAAUAGGUAUUUUGCACAUUCCUGUUAUCGGGACUCCCAGUCUGCACAACUAGUCUGCAAUUGUUUCGAGGGACAUGCAGGCAAUCAGUGUGACGAGUGUGCUACUGGGUUCUAUAAAAACCCAAACAGCCCUGGGCUUGACUGUGCACCAUGUCCCUGCAAUAGUAACAUUGAUUUGACAGACCCAGAGUCUUGUAACAGGGUCACAGGGGAAUGCAUCAAGUGUUUACAUAAUACCCAUGGAGCAAACUGCCAGUUCUGCAAACCAGGUUAUUUUGGCUCAGCUCUCAAUCAAAACUGUCAAAGGUGCACGUGCAAUCAGGCAGGUGUUGUCCCUGCCAUGUGCCCAGAGGGGGACGCAGCCUGCCUCUGUGACCCAGCCACAGGAGCUUGCCCUUGCCUGCCCAAUGUGGUGGGUGCCACAUGUGACCAAUGUGUCUCUGGCUACUGGGACCUGGCUAGCGGAAAAGGAUGUCAGACCUGUGGCUGUGAUCCAAAAAACUCACAAAGCAACCAGUGCAACCAGUUUACAGGCCAGUGUCCAUGUAAGCCAGGCUACAGUGGAAGACGUUGUGAUGAAUGUGAGGAAAACUACUUUGGCAAUCCCCAGACGCAUUGCAUUUUGUGUGAGUGUAACCCCGAGGGAACCCGCCAGCCCCUGUGUGACAAGGCCACCGGCGCGUGUAACUGCCGUGCUGGGGUCACCGGCCGCUUCUGCGACCAGUGCGGCCGGGGCUUUGAGAAAGACUUUCCCUCUUGCCGUCAGUGUCACCUUUGUUUUGAUCAGUGGGACACUGAAAUUGCUGCCCUUGCUCAGACUGUUCAGGGGUUGAUGAGGUUUGCUGCAAAGCUGGAAGAUAAAGGAGGACGAAUGCCCAGCUGCGACAUGCGCUUCAAAGCCUUUGAAGAUGCCAUUUCUGAAACUGAGCGAAUUUUGAGACAUCCUGUCCUUUCACUGGAGGCCUUCUCCGGCAUCAGGGAGUUUCAGGGCUACCUUCAACAAAAGGUUGCACAAAUGGAUCCCCUUCACAGUUUGUCAUAUGAGUUUCCUGACCUUAACAAGAACUUAGAAGAUAUUGGAGAAGAAGCUGACUUAGUGUAUGAACUUCUACAACAGAAAAUACAUCUGCAUCAAAGUUUUCAGUACUUGAACUUCAAAGAGGCCAUCAGCAACAUUAGGAAACACUUUGAAAUAUCAUUGCUGGCAGAACAGAGGACCAGGGGUACAACCCCUUUUCUAAGAUACUCAGAGUACACCAGGAGCCACAUGCUCGCUAUGUUGGACUAUGAGGUCUUAAAAGCAAGUAAUGUGCUGCAACAGCUCAAAAUGAUCAAAAGCCCUGACAUCCAAAACUUGAACGAAAAGAUCUGUGGUGUGCCAGGAGACCAGCCCUGUGUCACAGCAGCCUGCCGGGGAGCUUUGUGCCAGGACAGUCUUGGGCUCAGGCAGUGUGGUGGCCUAAACUGCAGUGGAGCUCUUCCUCUUUCCACUGAGGCAUUCAGGAAAGCUGAGGAGACUGCUAUAUUGCUAAAUAACUCGACUACUCAGCUGCAAGAACCUGAGAAUCAGAUUGAAAGCAUUAGAAAAAUGGCAGAAGACAGCAAACUGAAAGGCUCACAAUUAACUGGGCAACUGGAGACAGCCAGGAAUCAAAUUGAGGUUGAUGGAGAGAUCACUAAGGAUUUCAUCCAAAAAGUGAAAUACUUCUUAUUAGAUGAGAGUGCGCCUCCAGAAGACAUUGAGAAGGUGGCAAAUUACGUUCUGCAAAUAAACCUUUCCCUGACUCCACAAGAGCUCACAAGAAUGCUUGGCAAAAUCAAGAGCAUUAUGAACCACUGUGAAGAGUAUCACCUGAACAAUAAGGGAAAUGCAAAAACGGAGGAUGCUCAGACACUGCUGGUAGAGGCACAAGAAGCCGACAAAGCAGCUAAAGGUGUUCUGCCUGUGGAUGAAAUUAAUAAUAAACUGAAAAAUCUUGUGAAGUCUCAAGGACACUCCAAAAACACCAUCAUAAAGUUAAAUGAAGAGAUACAAGGCAUCAGAACGCAAAUCUCACAGGCUGAGAUCCGAGUGAACAACACAAACAAUGAACUAAAUGACUUGUCAGCCAAACAGACUGAGAUGGAAGACGAAAUUGCCACCUGGCAGGCAAAAACGCUGAGGAAUAAGAAUCAAGCUACAAAGGCAAGAGCAGAGGCAGAAGCAGCACACAAGCGAGCCCAGAAUAUUGAUAAUGAAUUUGCUGACAUUAAAAGAAAGUACACCAUUCUUCAAGAAAAGCUAAAAGCCCAAGGACCUCCAAAAGUAACACUGGAAAAAGUGAAGCAGCUGAAAGAAGAAGCAGAAAAACUGGCUGAAGAGACUGAAAAAAAGAUUAAAAGAAUAACAGAUUUGGAGAAGAAGCUUCAGGAACUGAAUCAAACCAAACAAGACAAGGCAGAGCAACUGAGACAACUAGAGGAAAAAGUGAUAGCCAUUAAAAAUGAAAUCAUGGAGCAGGAAAGCAAGUAUGCAACAUGCAAAAGUUAGGGUCUGAACAGACCAUCAGGUAAAAUGCAGCUGAAGUCUCUAUGAUUACCACCUCCUGAGUUUCCUGGUACAAGGGACUGUCCUCUGGAAUUACAUCUGAAGGAGCAUAUAGAAUUUUGUCACACUGAAUAAUGUAAUUUUCUCUUCCCUCCCCCCCCACUUGAGUUUAUAUGGAAGUAGGAAAUACAUUUUAAUAA
Messenger RNA from Chiroxiphia lanceolata (lance-tailed manakin), 5815 nucleotides. RefSeq names its product laminin subunit beta 4 (gene LAMB4). Gene Ontology annotation, molecular function: extracellular matrix structural constituent. Gene Ontology annotation, biological process: substrate adhesion-dependent cell spreading; basement membrane assembly; cell migration. Gene Ontology annotation, cellular component: laminin trimer. The record is from RefSeq and is a predicted model, not a curated record. Lineage: Eukaryota; Metazoa; Chordata; Aves; Passeriformes; Pipridae.